GCCGCCGGGGGCGGCAGAGGGCCAGGAGCAAGCCGGCAGCCAAUCAGCGGGGCCCGGGGCUAGGGGCUCGGGGAGCGGCGCGGGCCUUUUGCAAAUAAACGGCGAGCAGCCGCGGCGACCGCCUCGGAGCUCACUGCUUGCGGUUGGUGCUGGUGGUAGUGGUAAGGGGGGAGGGAAAAGGACGCGGCGGUAGCGCGUUGAUUAGCGCGACGGGUGGGCGGAGGCCGGUUGCCCCGGGCUCGGUGCUCCGGCGGCGGAGGGGCGGGGGCAGCUGCCGUUUUGUUCCAAGCGAUGUCGGCGGCGGCGCUCGGUGGCCGAGCUAAGAUGGCGGGCGGCCUGGUGCCCCGGCUCGGGUGCCCCCUCGGCUAGAGCCACGGUGAGAGGCGGCGCCCGGGACAGGAUGGUGACGCUGUCGCGGCGGGAGCCUUCCUAGAUGAUCGUAGCGGCCUGGACCCUAUUCCACGCCACACGGAGCCUGGUGCGAGGGUUUCUGCUUUCCACUGAGCCGCCCGGCGCUGCGCGCAGCGCGGCAGGCCGCAUGGGGAACAGCUGCGUGUGCCGGGAGGACAGCGACGCCGACGACAACGCGGCGGCGCCCCCGGCCCAGCGCGGUCACCAGCCGCCCCCUCCUCCGCCAUCGUCGUCGUCCUCCUCUUCCCAUCAUCAUCACCACCAGCAUCACAACAACGCCGAGGGCGAGCCCAGGAGCCGCUCCCGGGAGCCGGUGAGGCCGCCCAGGAGGGGCCGGGGCCCCCAUGAGCCUCGCAGGAAGAAGCAGAACGUGGACGGCCUGGUGCUGGAUACCCUGGCUGUCAUUCGCACACUAGUGGAUAAUGAUCAAGAGCCUCCAUAUUCAAUGAUCACCUUGCAUGAAAUGGCAGAAACAGAUGAAGGCUGGCUGGAAGUAGUGCAGUCGCUGAUCAGAGUUAUCCCUCUAGAAGAUCCAUUGGGGCCAGCUGUUAUUACGUUACUGCUUGAUGAGUGUCCACUGCCAACCAAAGAUGCAUUACAGAAACUAUCAGAAAUGUUGAAUUUAAGUGCGUCUCUAGCAAAACAGGAUGCUUGCAACCCAGCUAAACAUCGCAACACCACUGCAGUACUGGGAUGUCUGGCUGAAAAGCUUGCAGGUCCUGCCAGCAUUGGCCUUCUCAGCCCAGGCACCUUGGAAUAUUUACUGGAAAGUUUGAGUGUACAGUCUCACCCCAUGGUCAUGCUUUUCUCUCUUAUUGCCCUGGAGAAGUUUGCACAAACAAGUGAAAAUAAAUUAACCGUCUCUGAAUCGUAUAUUAGCGAUCAACUACUAAUGUUGGAGUCAUGGGUAAAUCACAGAGAUUACCUGAAACGACAAGUUGGCUUCUGUGCACAGUGGAGUCUGGAUAAUUUAUUUUUGAAACCGAAAAGGCAGUUCACUUACGAGAAGGUAAAUCUCAGCCACAUUAAUGCAAUGUUGAAUAGCAAUGAUGUUAGUGAAUACCUCAAAAUAUCACCAGAUGGACUAGAGGCUCGCUGCGAUGCAUCUUCAUUUGAAAGUGUCCGGUGUACUUUCUGUGUGGAUUCUGGCGUAUGGUACUACGAAGUAACUGUAAUUACUUCUGGUGUAAUGCAGAUUGGUUGGGCAACUAAGGAUAGCAAAUUUCUUAAUCAUGAGGGUUAUGGGAUUGGAGAUGAUGAAUAUUCUUGUGCAUAUGAUGGCUGCCGGCAGCUAAUUUGGUACAAUGCCAGAAGUGAACCACACAUUCACCCUUGCUGGAAAGAAGGGGACACAAUAGGAUUUCUCUUGGAUUUAAAUAAGAAGUUGAUGGUUUUCUAUCUUAAUGGAAACCAGCUACCCCCGGAGAUGCAAGUCUUUUCGUCUGCCACAUCUGGCUUCUUUGCUGCUGCUAGUUUCAUGUCCUACCAACAAUGCGAGUUUAAUUUUGGAGCAAAACCAUUCAAGUAUCCUCCAAAUGUCAAAUUCAGCACAUUUAAUGAAUAUGCCUCUUUGACCCCAGAAGAGAAAAUAAUUCUACCAAGACACAGACGACUCGCUUUAUUGAAACAAGUGAGCAUACGAGAAAACUGCUGCACGCUCUGCUGUGAUGAGAUGGCUGACACAGAACUCAGACCUUGUGGACAUAGUGACCUUUGCAUGGAAUGUGCCUUGCAACUGGACACCUGUCCCCUGUGCCGUCAAGAAAUAAAGACCCGUGCCAGGCUGAUUUCACACAUCUCCUGAAUUUUCACUUAAAACCUGUUCUGAUCAUGAUCAUCAUCAUCAUUAAUACAAAGUGCUAUCGAAUGAAAUAAUUGAGCUGGGACAUGUACCUUACAAAAUGCAAUGUGUGUGGAUGCUCGUAUUACCAUAUUGGCCAAAAGAUCCUAACUUGGCAUAACUCCAGUGGAACAGUUUGGACAGUUUCAACAAGGUCCCUUGUGUGCAUGAAUACACUGCACCUGCAAGGCUGAAUUAUAGCACUAAAUUAGUGAGACAGGUUGGCUAUUGUGGGAAAUGUUGAAACAGUAUGCUACAACAGUAGAGUGCUCCUACAAAGUUGGAUUGUUUGGAAGAGGUACGUUGUUGGAGCGGAGUAGAGAAACCUAUGCUCGCAUGAUAUCUGGCCAGAAUGCUUGACGUGGACAUCAGCAAUGAACGUACCUCACCUUGACGAGCGCAAAACAAAAUUGAUUUUAAAGAUGCAAGUUCCAGCUUGUUUCAAGAAUUAAGAGGUUAAUUUGUUGUUUUUCCCCUUCUGGCUGCAAGAUGAUAAUGCUCUCAAUGCUGUACUUUUAUUCAGCACCUGUAGCUCCGAAGGACUACAGAAGAUUGCGAAGGAUAUAUGCAAAAAUGUUUGAAUAAUGAAAUUUUCAUCUUUACGUUAUUACUUGUAUGCAGAAAUGUUUACUUUUUAUAGGCAGUGUUCCAUGAGGCCCCAGGCAUGUGACAAGAGUGAUGGUAUCAACUUUUGUUGGAGAAAUACAUAGAAAACUGAACUACUCAAAGCUCUGAUUUGCCAAAUUAGUUGGUAGAAUCUGAGAUGUGAUGAUUCCAAAGAACAUUUUUUUAACAAAACAUCUGUGGUAAUUAACAUACUUAAAUUUUGUUUUGAACACAGCAUUUGUAAUCCGUCCACAAAACCAAGCCUUGUGGUUAUAAAUUAUUUAUUUAAUACAGUACGUGUUUUACAGAUCCAAGAUGUUUUCAUCCACCUUUGUCCUUAAUGAUUGCAUUUACUACAUUUUGUAAUGCAAUAGAUUUUGGCUUUCUCCUCCUAAUUUUCUAUUGGACCAGAAAUGCACGCGCUGAUAGAUUAAUUAUGAAACUGGUAUUUUGAAUACAGUGCAGUUGAAAGGAUUCUCACAACUGGAUAAAUCAAUGUGCUACAAAGCUUAUAUGAAGCAGUUUGGGAAGUAAUUGUUGAAUUAUUGGGCUUGACAAAGCAGCAGCAAUGCUAUUUUGGAUUGAUUUGGUAUGUGAUAUUUUAUUGUUGGAGAAUUCAAAUGGUAACCCAAUCAUAUUGUACUGCAUUAAAAGUACUAUGGAAAAUCUCACUACAUUCCUGUUUACUGCUGUACAAAAAAUGAAAACAAAUAAUGGUAUUCUUUGCCCAGUGUCAAAUGCCAGAACAACUGGUGUUUCAGAAUUAUUUGCGUAAUAAAAUUUGAAUAUUUAAAGACUUGACACAUUUUAUUAGCACUGUUUAAAAUGUACAUUAAUGUUUAGGACACUUGCACAAGCUGUUUUCUAUAGUUUAGUCUGUUUGCAUAAUCUGGUCAGAAAAUAUACAAUUUCCCAAUUUAGCUUUUGUUUACAACUGCCAACUUUAUGUAAUUUUACAGUGGUAGCAUGAAAAGACUGAGAAACAUAACCACUGAGUAAACUGAAAUUAACCUGUUGCAGUGUUGAAAUACCUUACAUAAUUGUCUAUUGAAAUGUAGUCUCUAUUUCAACACUGUUUUCUUUUUUCACAAAAUGAUGGUUGUGGAAAAACAUUUGAUGUUUCAGUCUCUUGCUCAUGACUGCAUUUGGGAGGAAAAAAAUCCAGAGGGGAGUGGAAAAUAAGCUCUGCAAUUUGUUGAGAACAUCUUGGAAAAGUUACCUUUUUGUGUUUUCUUUGUGCCUCUCUAUCUAACCAUUUGAUAGUAUGAACACUAAUUUUAUCCCCACCCACAUGGUUCUCUGGUCGUUAGACAUAGUACUUGUCUGCAGUAAAUACUAACAAGUUUAGGGUGUCAGAAAAUUCUCAUCCGGCCUAAUAGACAAGCAAAGACUUCCCAUAAGUGAAGAUGCAGAGCCAACCACAUG
Messenger RNA from Pristis pectinata (smalltooth sawfish), 4282 nucleotides. It is a transcript of the gene rspry1, whose product is annotated as ring finger and SPRY domain containing 1. Gene Ontology annotation, molecular function: ubiquitin-protein transferase activity; protein binding. Bases 434 to 2215 code for a protein of 593 amino acids. Gene Ontology annotation, cellular component: cytoplasm. Lineage: Eukaryota; Metazoa; Chordata; Chondrichthyes; Rhinopristiformes; Pristidae. The record is from RefSeq and is a predicted model, not a curated record. The transcript has 14 exons.